Mercenaria mercenaria is the source of this 4064-nucleotide messenger RNA. RefSeq lists its product as uncharacterized. The coding region runs from base 149 to 1915 and encodes 588 amino acids. Gene Ontology annotation, molecular function: transmembrane transporter activity. The transcript is spliced from 12 exons. The record is from RefSeq and is a predicted model, not a curated record. Lineage: Eukaryota; Metazoa; Mollusca; Bivalvia; Venerida; Veneridae. Gene Ontology annotation, biological process: monoatomic anion transport; transmembrane transport.
CUAUACGCGUGUAUACAUACUACUAUACAACAGCUUUGUGUAUAAACAUUUGCAUGUCUUCAGUAUGCGUAACACAUUUAAGCGAUCUUUAAAUAAUUAACACAUGUUUUAACGAAACUACCGGAUUUCUGAUCGGCUUGUAGAGGCAAUGGUUGAUGAAGCAAAAGAAACGGACAAGCUGGAUGUCAAUGGGGGAACAAUUCCAAAGGUCAAAUACAAAGAUCCGCAUACAUUCCUUUGUUCAACCCGGUGGCGAAUGGCUGCGUAUAUAUUUCUCAGCUUUGCAAUCUUGUAUAUGCAUCGAGUUAACCUUAGUCUUGCCAUCGUUUGCAUGGUGGAUACCACACAUAGAGACACCACAGCAGUGCAGAUUAAUAAGAGUGAAAUAGUAAAUAAUUAUAGCAUCGGCCACACUAUGAACAGUUCUGAAGAACAAAAUUCAAAUUACACUCCCGCUUUCCUAUCGAAUGCUUCUGCUGGCGAGAAGGUUACGUUCACGGUCGAGAAUGAAAUAUUGACUCAAAAUAUUGAAAGAGAGUGUGGAAGUGUUAUAUCUGAAGAAAACAAGGAUUGGACACCAGAACUUCACUGGAAAAAGUCGGAAAUAUCCUUUCUCUUGUCCUCUUACUUCUAUGGUUCUUUUUUCACACAAAUUCCUGCUGGAACGAUUUCAGACAUAUUUGGCGGGAAACACGUUAUUACGGCGGCCAUGUUACUGAGCACCGUGUGUAGUCUACUGACACCUAUUUGUGCGCGGACGAGUAUCAUUCUGAUGUUUGUAGUCAGGAUAACUGUUGGUCUCGCAGGGGGUUCAGUGAUUCCAGCAGGAAUGUCAAUGAUUAACUCUUGGUCAACACCAAACGAACGUUCGCUGAUGAUCGCCGUCGGUGCAUCAGGUCUGUUGACGGGGGCAAUUAUUACAUUCCUAACAUCCGGUUUGCUUUGUGCAUAUGGGUUUGAUAAUGGCUGGGCAUCGAUCUUUUAUAUACAUGGCUGUAUAACGGCGUUGUUUACUUGUUUGUGGUUUUUUGAAGGCCACAGCCGACCUUCACAUCAUCCUAGAAUAUCUGAGAAGGAACUGGAAUACAUAGAAACAUCUAGAAGUCACACUAUUAAUACGAAACGCCCAAAAACUCCAUGGAAACGGUUUUUAAUCUCUAAACCGCAGUGGGCGACUUUCAUUGCACAUUUCUGUUUCAACUGGAGUUUCUUUACCGUCCUUAUCAAUGUGCCACUAUUCCUGAAGGAAGUGCUCAAGUUUGACGUGAAAUCGAAUGGAUUGUAUUCCGCGUUGCCAUUUGUAUUCCAAAUUAUUUCUGCGCUCCUUUGUGGGAAGUUGUCAGGGGUUAUCAUUAAAAGAAAAAUUAUAGGACAUCUAGCUACACGGCGUAUAUUUAGUACAGUUUGCCAGUUGGGUAUUGCAACAUGUUUGGUAUCCGCUGGUUACGUGUCAUGUGAAGUACGACAUAUUGCUGUGAUAUUACUGUGCCUUACGUGUACUUUUGCUGGUUUUGCAUACGGGGGAUUCCUCAUCAACCAUCCUGAAUAUGCGGGACAGUUCGCAGGAACUGCUUUCGGAAUAACCAAUGCGGGUGGUGUCAUUUCAUCAUUAGUAGCGUCAAUGAUGGCUGGUCUUUUAACUCCAAAUGGUUUACAAGAGGAGUGGCAGCGGGUGUUUUACAUGGCCGCCGGAAUCAACAUUGUUGGUGCCAUAGCAUUUGUUUUGUGUUCAGAUGUAUAUCUACAACCUUGGGCUAGAAACCCAGAAGACCUCACCAUUGAAGUUAAUACUAGAGAACUGCAAGAUAUUAAACCUUUAGAUAAGGAAAAUGAUAUAACUGCAUCAGAAAUGACGCCAGAACUGCAAGAAAUAACGCCACUAAAUAAUGGCAUAGGCCUAUCUGCAAGAACUUGAUAAAUAUUGAAAAUAGUAAAAAUUUAAUAAUUACACACAUAUCUGAUAAAAUUCCAGGUACUGUAUGUUUGUUACCAAAACAUUUUCGAAAUAUUGACCUUUUAAGUGUCCGAAGUCCUCUUGAAUAAUAUGCCACAAAAUUCGUCAGAAGGCACCAUUUUUUUUUUAUCUAAGUCUCAAAAUUUUCCCGGGGGUGGAUUUAGCUGUUAAUAUUUUAGAAAUAUUGACCUUUUAAAUGCCCGAAGUCCCCUUAUCCCCUUGAAUUAUAUGCCACAAAAUGCGUCAGAAUGCACCAUUUUUUUAAAGUAAGUCUCCAAAAUAUCCCGGUUGGGGGUAGGGGCUUUUUGCUGCUAAAACUUUCGAAAUAUUGGCCUUUUAAAUGUUCGAAGACCCUUUGAAUUAUAUGCCACAAAAUGCGUCAGAAUGCACCAUUUUUUUAAUCUAAGUCUCCAAAAUAUCCCGGAUUGGGGUAGGGGCUUUUUGCUGUUAAAACUUUCGAAAUAUUGACCUUUUAAAUGUUCGAAGUCCCUUUGAAUUAUAUGCCACAAAAUGCGUCAGAAUGCACCAUUUAUAUAUCUAUGUCUCCAAAAUUUACCGGGCUGGUGGAUUUCUAGCUGUUAAAAUUUUCGAAAUAUUGACCUUUAAGAUGUCCGAAGUCCUCUUGAAUAUUAUGCCACAAAAUGCGUCAGAAAGCAAUUUUUUUUCUUAUCUAACUCACCAAAAUUUCCCUGGGGACACCCCGCCGACCCCCACUAGCGGGAGGGGGAUAAGCUCCCAUUUUGAAAACUUCAUCGAGGGCUUUAAUUUUCAAAUCAGUCUAGCAAAAAAUCAAGCAAGCGACUUUAUGUUUAUUUGCCACAUUUUCCAAGUUUAUCCUAAAGUUUUCAAAACUCCGGGUUUAAUCAAAUUUUACAUGAUACUGAGAAAAAAAAGAUCGGCGAACGUGUAGAACUACCUAAUUUCUACUUACCGGUCAAACCCUACACAAUCACUCUUGCCAUUUAGACAAGGGAGACAGUCUCUCCGAAUUCAUCUACAUUACCAGAUAUCUUUCUCUCCAGUGGGAUAUUUCGGGACCACAAAAUUUAAUACAACAAAAGGAAACUGGACGAUUAUUUUAAAUGUCUUAUUAUAUCUUCUGUCUGUGCCUUUUUGGCGAACAGUAUACAUCAGCAAUGUCUUAUUAAAUAUGAAAAUAUGCGAAGAAUUAGGAAGUUUUACUUUGAGCUAAAGGGAUAAUUAUUUCAGUGACAUACAUUUCACACGGAGUCCAGUAUGAUUUGUAUACAAAGCAGCGUCAUUGUUGGAUCAUACAUUUAUUUCAACAAUCGGAUCACCUCGGUCGUUAUGCUACGUAGAAUACAGAAAUACUAGUUCUGAUGUUUUUUCAGAUAAUUCUUGCGCAUAUAAUUAUUAUACUCGACAGCAUGUAAUCUCAAAUAUCAUGAAAUUUUAUUUUUUACUUCAUGAUUGACAAUGAUUGACUGAGGACGUCAGUUAAGUGAUGAACAAUUAUAAACCAUUUUGCACAUUAAAAACAAUAGAAAUAAUAAGAUCGAAAAUAAGCAAAGCAACACUUUCUUACUAGUUUCGACUUUCAUAUUUUCAGCCGCCCAAGUUUAUUUCAGUAUCAUUUUUAUGCGAACAUUUGAAAUGUAAAGCAAAAUGAAUAAUUUAUUUGAAGGCCACCAAUACGUAUGUUAAAAGGGCAUGUAUAUAAUUAAGCGUCAGUAACACGCAUGUUAUCAGUAUGUUUUGUUUUGGUUGUUGAUGUUUUGGAUUUUGUUGUUGUUUGUCCAUUGCAAAUUACAAAUGGCGAUUCAAUAAAAAAAAUGGUGGUGAUAUGAAAUUUUGCGUUUUAAUGGCGCUCCAAUAAAAAGUAGUAAUAUGACUUUUGUAUAUACAGUUGUAUUUGUUUUCUUGGAUCGCCAUUUAAACGCAGAAUUUCAUAUAUCCUCUUUUUAUUGGAUCGUUAUUAAAAUGCAGAAAUUCAUAUAGCCACGUUUUUAUUGGAUCGCCAUUAAAAUAGCCACGUUUUUAUUGGAUCGCCAUUAAAAUAGCCACGUUAUUAUUGGAUCGCCACAGUAAUCUUAAUCUGGUUUAUUUUUGUUAUUGUAUUUUUAUUGGGAUGUAAUAAAAUUAUUUUGUU